Messenger RNA from Aphanomyces invadans, 500 nucleotides. RefSeq lists its product as hypothetical. Bases 63 to 410 code for a protein of 115 amino acids. NCBI's taxonomy places the organism in Eukaryota, Oomycota, Saprolegniomycetes, Saprolegniales, Verrucalvaceae. The record is from RefSeq and is a predicted model, not a curated record. The transcript has a single exon.
GCCGACUUCAACGUCCACAUUCUCGAAUUCAUCACCACGAGCACGCUGUCUUUCGGACCACGAUGGACCUCGCCCUGCAGCUGAACCCGCUGCCCACCGCCAUGGACCGCCCAAGCUACUACGACCGCAACCGCGACCAAGUACGGGAAAGCCAGCGGCUGUACCGCGAGACCAACCGGGACAAGAUUCGCGCGAUCCACAAGGCGUACUACGCCAAGAACCGAGCAAAGAUCACAGCGUACAAACGGGAGCGAUGGCACCAGAUGAAAGCAGCGUGUGCGGCGGCCAAGUCGAGCCACACCACGCACGAGCUCUGUCACACCAACGACAGGUGGGCCACCGACGAUGGCGGGUUUGCGUCCAAGUCGGCAACACCCAAGAUGCAAAUCACGUUUCUUUUGAACGCGUAGCGGCCACACGACCAGCAUCAAGUAGGCAGCGUACAGUGCGUGUAUAUGUGUAAUCUAUUGGGACAGUCGUUUGUCCAUGUUAGACAUCCC